UGAAAGUGUUGUCCUGGACUGAAUGUUCAACAAUGUAGAUCCAGGAAGCCUUCUUUGCAACAUAUCGUCGGUGUGUUUCUGCUCCCUUAUGGACAUUAAUUCUCACCCUCCUCUCUGCUGUCUGUCCUCCGGUGGCCCGCGGGCCGGGAGCCUCUGUGACGCCGAGGAGAGAGCAGGACUUUCCGGGUUCUGCUGUCAACACUACCGGGGAUGAGAUGUGUGUGUUCUGAAUUUCAUUCUGAGGCAUCAUCGUUACAUUAAACUUGCACAAUGAGGAUCUUCGUGUCUCUGCUGAAAAGCACCAACCCUAAAAUCGAGUUUUACUCCAGGUUCUCCCCCUCCCCUCUCUCCAUUAAGCAGUUUCUGGAUUUUGGCCGGGACAAUGCUUGUGAGAAAACGUCGUACAUGUUUCUGCGUAAGGAGCUGCCGGUGCGUCUGGCCAACACCAUGAGGGAGACCAACCUGCUGCCGGACCCCCUGCUGGGCAUGCCCUCCGUCAGACUGGUGCAGAAAUGGUACAUGCAAAGCUUCGUGGAGCUGCUGGAGUAUGAGAACAGAAAGCCGGAGGACCCUCAGGCUCUGAAUGAUUUCCUGGACCUGUUGAUUGAGAUCCGUAACCGGCACAACGACGUGGUUCCCACCAUGGCGGCGGGGGUCAUCGAGUACAAGGAGAAGUUCGGCUUCGACCCGUUCAUCAGCAGCAACAUCCAGUACUUCCUGGACCGAUUCUACACCAACCGCAUCUCCUUCCGCAUGCUCAUCAACCAGCACACUCUUCUGUUCGGUAACGACACAAACCCUGCACACCCCAAACACAUCGGCAGCAUCGACCCCACCUGCAGCGUGGCUGAAGUCGUCACUGAUGCCUACGACACAGCCCGGAUGCUCUGUGAGAAAUAUUACCUAGCUGCUCCCAAGCUGAAGAUUGAAGAGUUUAACAUGAAGGCCCCUGAUAAGCCCAUCCAGGCGGUGUACGUUCCCUCUCAUCUGUUCCACAUGCUGUUCGAGCUCUUCAAGAACUCGAUGAGAGCCACGGUGGAGCUUCACGAGGACAACGCGGAGGGGUUACCUCCAGUGAAGGCCAAGGUCACUCUGGGUAAAGAGGAUCUCUCUGUGAAGAUCAGCGACAGAGGAGGGGGAGUUCCCCUGAGGAAGAUCGACCGCCUGUUUAACUACAUGUACUCCACGGCUCCUACACCCAGCCUGGAGUCAGGGACUGUGCCACUGGCUGGAUUUGGCUACGGUUUGCCGAUUUCCAGGCUCUACGCCCGAUACUUCCAGGGGGAUCUGAAACUGUACUCCAUGGAUGGCGUUGGCACCGACGCCGUCAUCUAUCUGAAGGCUCUCUCCAGCGAGUCCUUCGAGCGUCUUCCCGUCUUCAACAAGUCUGCGCUGCGACACUACAAGACGAGCCCCGAGGCGGACGACUGGAGCAACCCCAGCCGAGAGCCAAGAGACGCCAGCAAGUCCAAUUACAAAGCCAAGAGAUAACUCUGACCCCCUGCUGGGAGCAUGCACGAUGAAGCGUUGCCCUUGGGUGACCGCUCUGAUCAGACCUGCUUUAACAUUCCUAAUGUUUGGACCAUAUUGAUGACUUAUCUCUGCACCCAAAGACAAUGAGAUUCAUCCGCGUAGCUUUUAUUGUUGUGGCAUCUUUACCUCCGGAUCCCAUAAGUGUAAAAUGAACCUCCAAAUCAUAGAUCCCUGAAUCUUGACUAGUUUUGGCUUUGUUUCCCCUUUUAUCUGGCCAUGAGCUGAAAUCACUGCAUCAUCGGUUUCUGUUUUUUUGGCCGCUGCUUCCUGUGGCUGAAUAAACCCCGCGCUGCUUUCUCACCGUCA
Molecule: messenger RNA, 1839 nt
Organism: Trematomus bernacchii (emerald rockcod)
Lineage: Eukaryota; Metazoa; Chordata; Actinopteri; Perciformes; Nototheniidae
Gene: pdk3a
Product: pyruvate dehydrogenase kinase, isozyme 3a
Exons: 11
Coding region: 271-1491 (406 amino acids)
Biological process (GO): protein phosphorylation; regulation of glucose metabolic process
Cellular component (GO): mitochondrion
Molecular function (GO): pyruvate dehydrogenase (acetyl-transferring) kinase activity
Source: RefSeq, a predicted model, not a curated record